AUGGCUGCCAGUUUUGGGGAGAAUUUGCUAAAGGAGAUCCACGAGGAAGGGCUAGAUGAGAUCUUCUGCGAUUUGCGAACUCUACUGGGACCAUCCCCACGAUUAGGAGCAGAUGCGCUGGAUGGCUUAGUUGAGGUCUUUAUGCCUGUUGGUCCUGUCCCCGCUGUGGAAAGGACGGUUCCUGUUGGCCAGGAUGAACAGGAGGAAGUACAGCCAGAGGCUCUAUCCAAGAAGCGCCAUGAUCCCGUCGUGGAAAUCUCCAGCGCCUCGUCGGCAGCGGGGAAGUCCCAGAUCUUGUACUAUCUGACUGCGAUGGCAGUCUUGCCAUCGACGUUCAACGGCGCGUCUCUAGGUGGAUGCACCGCUGCCGUCGUCUACAUCGACACGGACGGCCGGUUUGAUGCUGAACGGCUACAAAGCGUAGCCAGAGGUAUUGUUAAGCAGAAAGCCGGUCAGUCAGAUCACACUGGCAUAGAAACAACUAUUGCAACCACCCUACAGCACGUCCACGUGUUCCGACCCCAGUCAUCCUGCUCGCUCCUCGCUACCUUACAAACGCUAGACACCUACCUGCUGGACCUCACACGCCACCACUCCGCUCCCCGACCCCUGCACGCGAUCUUCCUCGACAGCGCAAGCGCCUUCUUCUGGCCAGACCGGCUGCGCGACGAGGUCGCCCGCAUCGAGGACAUCGGCCGGCCGUACGCGGAGCUCGAGCGCGAGCGACGCAUGCAGCAGAGCUUCCAUAUCUCCGACCUCUACGCUGCACUCGUUGCUGAGCUCAGGCGUCUGCAGCGACGGUUUGGUUGUACGGUCGUGUACACCACUACGGUUACUACAGGGCGGCCGCCUGCGUCUAAUCCAGCGUCUGGCCCAUUCGACCUGUACAACCCGGGAGAAGAACGGAGCCGUAGUCGUGUCCGCGCACCGUCGCUGCGGCCCCUGCUUCCAGGAUGGGGUGCGUUUCCGACGCUGCGACUGGUCGUUGGUCGGGAGGCCGUCCGGGCCUUUCCAUCGGGGACGACAGUGCACGGGGCGCAGCGGGCCGCAGACGCACGACAGGACGCGGUCCGACGGGGCCAGUUCUGGGCGAGGGCUAACGCAUGGGGAGAGGAGGAUUGGCCGCAGCGGGUGGUGGAGCGGAUCCAGCAGAAAGGGGGAUUUUCCUUCACGAUCACCGAGGGAGUCGUCACGAUUUAA
This is a messenger RNA of Aspergillus campestris IBT 28561, 1200 nucleotides long. Its product is annotated as putative Rad51 family DNA repair protein. The coding region runs from base 1 to 1200 and encodes 399 amino acids. The transcript is spliced from 2 exons. Gene Ontology annotation, biological process: DNA strand invasion; double-strand break repair via homologous recombination. Gene Ontology annotation, molecular function: four-way junction DNA binding. The record is from RefSeq and is a predicted model, not a curated record. Gene Ontology annotation, cellular component: Rad51B-Rad51C-Rad51D-XRCC2 complex; replication fork; centrosome. NCBI's taxonomy places the organism in Eukaryota, Fungi, Ascomycota, Eurotiomycetes, Eurotiales, Aspergillaceae.